CUAAGACUUCCCGCAGUUGGCAGCACUUGCAGCUGCGGAAGAAGAAGACAAAAUGACAGUUAACCUGAAAAUUUUAUUUUUUUAAAGAUGGAUUUUGGUGGUAAAAUUGGCGACGACCAUUCACGAACGAUAAUACACGUAGACUUGGACUGUUUUUACGCGCAAGUGGAGAUGUUGAAAAAUCCAGAUUUAAAAGACAAAUCUUUCGGCAUUCAGCAGAAGAAUAUCGUCGUAACAAGUAACUAUAAGGCGCGAGAUUACGGGAUCAAGAAAUGUAUGUUAAUUACAGAGGCUAAAAAACUGUGCCCAAACUUAAUUCUUGUGAAUGGAGAAGAUUUACAUGACUAUAAACAAAUGUCCCAAAAAGUUACAAGUGUUUUACAGAAGUUUACAAGCAACGUGGAACGUUUGGGUUUGGAUGAAAAUUACUUAGAUAUAACCAAUUUAGUGAGAGAUAAAAAUAAUGAAGAUAUAAAUCCUAUAGGACAUAUUUUCGGUGAUACUAGUGAGCUGUGUGAUUGUGGUUGUACUAUUAGAAUAAAAUUAGGGUCUAUAAUAGCGCAGGAUAUUCGAAAUGAGUUGUUUACAGAGUUGGGUUUAACUAGUUGUGCUGGGAUUGCACAUAAUAAACUCCUAGCUAAAAUCGUAGGCUCAACAAAUAAACCUAACCAACAAACUAUAACUUUUCCAGAUAGUGCAGUUGAAUUAAUGUUGGGUCUACCUUCUGUGAGUAAUAUUACAGGUAUAGGUCAAGUUUUAUCACAACAAUUAGCUAAAUUGAACAUAAAAACUGUUGAAGACUUACAGAACUCAGAUUUGAAUGUUCUUAUUGGUACAUUAGGGAUAGAGAAGGGUAAAAUGGUAAGGGAUUUAAGUUUUGGUAUCGAUAAUUCCCCUGUGAAACCUACAGGAAAGCCACAAAGCAUAGGGAUUGAAGAUAGCUGUAAAACAAUUACAGAGAAGGAAGUUUUGGAAAAACUAACAACAUUACUGCAAAGAUUAUUAAUUCUUGUUGAAGAAGAUGGUAGAAUACCAAAAACAAUUAAAUUAACAGUGAGAAAAUAUGAUAAAAACACAAAAUUCAGCAACAGAGAGACAAGGCAAUGUAAUAUAAGCACUACUUUGUUUGACCCUAAGAAAUUAUCCAUAUUAAGUGAAUCAAAUGAGAAAAAAUUACUAUCUGUGAUCAUGAGAUUAUUUUCCAAAGUUGUGGAUACCAGAAAAUCCUACCACAUAACCCUACUUGGUCUCUCUUUUACAAAAUUCAUUGAACAAAUUAACAAAAACUCGCUCGCAAUGUUUUUAGCGAAAAAAAGCGAUCUGGAAGUCCAAUCUAUUACCAAUCUAAAAAACACUCAAGAUAAACCACCCAGCCCUAAAUGUAUUCCAUCAACAUCUACUGUAAAUUCAGAUUCUGAAGCUGAACAUGAACCAUUAUCGAAAAAACACAAAUUAGGCUUAUUAUCAAAAAAACGGCCACAAUUUAGCGAUUCAGACGACUGUGAAUCACCUUCAAAACUCAGAGUGGCUGAAUUAAAAUUAAGUGGAGAUUCUCAGAAUAUUUGUUGCCCUCCAAAUGCAGACGAGCAGGUGUUUCAGGAAUUGCCCAAAGAUGUACAAAAAGAACUUUGGGAAGACUAUAAACAAAGUAGGGAUCAAGAAAGGAAUUUAUACAGCCAAGCUACAAAAAAAUCAAAGCCAAACAGUAUCUUAAACUAUUUUGUGAAACAAUGAGUUUUAUUUUAUAUUUGUAAAUAAAUUAUAAAUACUAAGA
Molecule: messenger RNA, 1774 nt
Organism: Brassicogethes aeneus
Lineage: Eukaryota; Metazoa; Arthropoda; Insecta; Coleoptera; Nitidulidae
Source: the annotation of a GenBank genome assembly